Molecule: messenger RNA, 3036 nt
Organism: Xenopus tropicalis (tropical clawed frog)
Lineage: Eukaryota; Metazoa; Chordata; Amphibia; Anura; Pipidae
Source: RefSeq, a predicted model, not a curated record
ACCGGCCCAUGAGGGCAGGAAUAACUAACCCUCCGGCCGGUAACCAGGAAGUAGUUCCCCUUUUGGUUCGGUACCGGGGGACAGAGACAGCGGGAACCGCACUGCUACAAACAUAGAAACUCCCCGCCAGCAGCGUCUCCCCUCGUCCCCUCAUCCCCUCACACUCCGCCCUCCCGGCUGGUACGUGCUGCGUCACCGCGCUCAUAUCCCGCCUGACGUCACGGUAUCGCGGGAAGUGACGUGCGCACAGGCUGCCCGGCAGGAGCCGAGGGGACACAGACAGGCGGCCGAUCCGCGUCCCGCACCGACUUAUGUGCAGCGGGGCUGCCCCCAAUAGCGGGACUCCGGGCCGGGAUGGUGCAACAUGAGAGGACCUGCUGCCCGUAGUGACAUGGCCACCUCCUCCGAAGAAGUCUUACUGAUCGUUAAAAAGGUGCGGCACAAGAAGCAGGAUGGGGCCCUCUACCUCAUGGCCGAGAGGGUCGCCUGGGCCCCGGAGGGCAAGGACCGGUUCACCAUAAGCCACAUGUAUGCAGAUAUCAAAUGUCAGAAAAUCAGCCCCGAUGGGAAAGCUAAAGUGCAGCUCCAGCUCGUGCUCCAUGUCGGCGAGACCACCAACUUCCACUUCUCUAACGAUGCGACUGCCAUCAAAGAGCGAGAUGCCGUCAAAGAGCUUCUGCAGCAGCUGCUCCCCAAGUUCAAGAGAAAAGCCAAUAAGGAACUGGAGGAGAAGAACAGAAUGCUGAAGGAAGAUCCUGUCUUAUUCCAGCUGUAUAAAGACCUAGUUGUGAGUCAGGUGAUCAGCGCCGAGGAGUUCUGGGCCAACCGGUUAAGCCUGAACUCACUGGACAGCAGCGUGUUGGCGAGCAAGCAGGACGUGGGCAUAUCGGCGGCGUUUCUGGCAGAUGUUCGGCCACAGACUGACGGCUGCAACGGACUCCGGUAUAACCUGACGUCUGACAUCAUUGAAUCCAUAUUCCGCACGUAUCCUGCAGUGAAGCUGAAAUACGCAGAGAACGUGCCGCACAACAUGACUGAGAAGGAUUUCUGGAAGCAGUUUUUUCAGUCUCAUUAUUUCCACCGGGACCGGCUGAACACUGGCGCCAAAGACCUGUUUGCAGAGUGCGCCAAAAUGGACGAGAGAGGUCUAAAGUCGAUGGUGUCUCAGGGAGUGAAGAACCCGAUGCUGGACCUCAUGGCGCUGGAAGACAAAUGCUUGGAAGAGGGCUACGGAAUCUCGUCGGCACCGUCCACCUCCAGCACCAAAUCCAUCAAAGAGAACAGUAAUGCGGCCAUCAUCAAGCGCUUCAACCAUCACAGUGCCAUGGUGCUCGCCGCCGGCCUCAGGAAGGACGAGGCGCAGAGUGACCAAUGCAGCGAGACCAGCAGCACCGACGGCAAUUCCAGAGACUCGGAUUUCUUUCUGCCUCCUGUCAAAAAGGUGAAGUUACAGGAGGCAAUAGAAUAUGAAGACUUGGACCAGAGUAACGGAAUGAAACCCCUUGUGCUGAAUCUGAAGAAAUCUGACAGGUAUUAUCAUGGUCCAACCCCCAUACAGUCCCAGCAAUACGCCUCCAGCCAGGAUAUUCUCAGCUCUAUCCAUAGUAUUAAACAACAAAUGGAAAACUAUACCCCAAGGCUUACUCAGGUUCUGUCGAGCGGUGCUGCUAGUAGUACGACUGCCGCUCUGACCCCGGGGGGAGCGCUGAUGCAGGGUGUGACUCAGCAAGCCAUUAACCAGCUGGUGCCAAACGACAUCCAAUCAGAGCUGAAGCACCUGUACGUGGCAGUUGGGGAGCUGCUGCGCCACUUCUGGUCCUGCUUCCCGGUCAACACCCCCUUCCUAGAGGAAAAGGUAAUGAAAAUGAAGAGUAACUUAGAGCGGUUCCAGGUGACCAAGCUGCGGCCUUUCCAGGAGAAGCUCCGGAAGCAGUACCUGGGGACAAAUCUGACGGGGCACCUGGAGGAGAUGCUACAGACGGCCUACACCAAGUUCCACACGUGGCAGUCCAGGCGAAUGUUCAAGAAGACGUGAGCGCCUCCCUGCCAGGCUGCGCAGUAUCCCACGGCCUGCGUGGGGCCAAUCCCUUCCCGGCGCGCACGGAGCGGCUGGUAUCCUGGCGCAACCCCUGGCACCGCGGCCGGACAAUGAAUGGCACCGGAACCAAAGCCGAGGCGUGAGAAGAACGCGCCACGCCGCCGUUUCACUCAGGGGCCCCUUUCCGUUGCCCGCGGGUCUCUCUCUUCUCUCGCGCCAACCGCCAUGGAUGCAACUUUGGGUUCUUUAUUCUUUUCCUUUUUGUGGCGCAGGGUAUGUGGGUGUACGUCUCCUGUGGGGGGGCCCCGGCUGUACAUUUCCUGUGGGGGCCCCGGCUGUACUUGUGGCACAGGGUAUACGCCUGUACAUUUUCCUUUGGGAGCCCGGCGGUACCGGUUCUGUUUAUAUGUUCUUUUUCCUUAGAUAAAGCAGAGUCAUUGACUCUCAGCUGCUCAGUUUAACCCUUUCUGUUGCCCCCCCAAAGCAUUGUGGGUGGUUUGUGCUGCAGGACCAGGUCUGGUACCGUAUGCGAGAUUCUGUGGCGCAGACUGAAUGCUGAUGGGUGUCUCUGAACGGACCUCUCUGCAAAUUGCUAAACCCGCUGCUCACGUUCUGCUCCAUCCGGCGAUCUGAUAAUCACCUGUGACGGAGCUGCCUGCCCGCCAUGGGAACCUUGCUGCCAUUUUGGGGGCAGUGCCACGGAAUAACUUGAUCCUACUGACAAGUCUGUAUCGGAAGCAGAACCGUAUUCCCCCCCGACCCCCCCACUAUCUAUGCAGAAAUGGAAGUAUAAGGAGAAUUUGGUGGGUUCCUGGGAGAUGUUGCCCGGGAUAUUUCUGUGCAUUCCCCCCCAGUGCAGACACGUUGGCAUGCUGUGGCAUCUUUUCCCAGUGGGUGGGUGCAAACAAACUGGUAACGUGGCAGCAUAACAGCAAUGAACCUGGAACUGCUGGGUUUGUUUUUUGUUUUUUUUAAUAAACUGUAAUUGCUUAAAUUUA